UAAGUCGAAUGUUUGUUUACAAACAAAAUGGAACCUUCCUAUUUCGUUAUAUGAAUCGUUACAAAAUGAGGCUAAGUGAGUGAGCUUUAUGGUUAUUCCUAUUUCAUAUUAUAUCGUAACAACCUGUAAUCAACAGGCCUUCCGUUGGCAUCGCUUGUGGGUAAAAUAAAUUAAUCGAACUACAAAUACACCAGAUGUCUAAAAGGUAACAGUCAAACGCAGAACAAUGGUGCAUUUGGACUGGAAGAGACUCCUCUCCUUGUCACCUGAGGACCUGUCGGAAGAAGAGAAGGAUGAUUUGUAUGGUAGCCUCAUAUGGUAUAAUCCUGAACCCAACAUUGACACAGAUCACUUGAAAGUCCUGUUUCGUUUCACUCAGGAUGUUCUCAAAUACAAGGGCGAACAGGUUGAAUCGCUGGUUGUGGAGCUUGACGACCUCGCAGCAAGACAAGGAGAAGAGGAGGCUCGGAGGCACCAGGAUCUGAUUGAAGAAGUCGAAGAGCUACGCGCCCAGCUGACUCUCGCGAAGCGCGACACGGGCCACGUGUUACGAGAAGGUUCGGAAACUAAAGACCUCAGACAAGAAUUGUUGAAGUGUGAACUGCAGAAUGAAGAACUGGUGGCCGAACUGAAGGCCCGUGAGAGGGAUAUCCUGGUGGAGAAAAGAGAAACUGAGAAGUUUGCCGAACAAGUGGCUCAGCUGGAGAGGGAGAAAGCAGACUUGCAGAGAGACGUGGUGGCACUGCAGAAUGAAGGUAGCGAGCGGCACAGUACAACGCAGCGGGACGAGUCCCCUGAAUUCAGCGCAGAGAAACAGCAAGUGUUGGCAGACAUGAUUCAGCAAAAGAACAAGCACAUCUCAGAGCUUCUGAAUGAUGUCGAGGCAAUUGAGAAGGAGAAUGUGAUGCUACGUGAGAAGUUAUCACACCUGCGGGAUGAACUGUCUGAAGCCACCAGUCACAUAACCGAAAUGACGGGAGAAUGCACGGGGCUGAAACACACGUGUCAAGAGCAAGAAGAGAAGUUGUGUAUGGUGGAGGAACAAAAUGUGGCACUACGAUCCCAAGUGCAGGAGCUGGUGGAGCAGAAGUUGCGACGUGACACUCAGCUGGACGACUUCAGUGAAGCGCUGGACUCUCGUGUGGAGGAGUGGAAGAGAGUCCUGGAAGAGAAGAAUGCUGAAAUAGAGGAAAUGCAGGCGAGACUGUCUCACCUCGCAGCACAAGCACCCAACAUUCAGAUCGACACUGAGCGCAGUCGUGUUGCACUGCUUACCCAGACGCUGCAGGAACGAGAAGACCAGAUAGAGGACCUUCAGAAGCAGUUGGUGCAAGCGACAGCAGAGAUGAAUGAAAGUGCUGCGCUUUUAGAAGAAUUCAAGUCGCAGACAUUAGAGCACAAACUACCGACUGGGGAUGAUCCCAGUGCAGCUGCUAAGUUAAAGACACAGUUACAGCGAGCAGAAGAAAAAGUCCGACUGUUUGAAACCAAAAUGAAGGAUGCUGAAGAAGAUGCUCACGCUAAAGCUCAAGAGGCAACAGAAAUGAUCGUCCAGCUGAGAGAAUACGAGUCUGGGGAGUAUGGUCUGGCUGAGGCUGUCGGCGAGAUCAAGGAGCUCAGACGACAACGUCGUGUUCGAGACAGGCAAAUAGAGGAAUUGGUGCAGUCAUCAAACAAACUGCAGGCUCAGGCUAGCCAAUUGGAAGAGGAGAAUUUGGCUCUGAGGGAGAAGCUUGGCAUGCCGCCAGAGAGUCCUGUGUGUGUGGAUGGGAUCCUUGCCCAAAGGAAGAAAGAUCAACUGCUGAUGAAGGUACUUCAACAGCAGGCAGAGCGGCUUGAAGAAGAGAAGUUGCAGCUAAAACUUGAAAACCACAAACUGAACCAGCGACUUGGCAAGCUGAGUCAGCAAGUCCAGUCGCUAGAACAGCCCGACAUCAGCAUGACAAAUAACACGGACAUUGUCAAGCCAUCGCCUCUAAGGAAUCUCAGUCAGAGUAUGGAGAUUGGGGCCGUCAUCCCGUCACAAGGCGAUCGGCAGGGUUUGAGCAUCGAAGAGGCAGAUGGGGUACAACAGCAAGAGAUGAGGUUGUUCAGACUGAAGCAGGAGGUGGUCCAACUGGAGGGAAAACUCCAAGAGAUGACGACAGAGAAUGAAGCCUUGAGGAGAGGCAUGCAUGAGAUCAUGGACAGCAUUCACAACCAAGAUGGUUCAAGCAGUGUACAGGUGGAAUCCAAGAGUCUGGAGAGACUGCUCGAAGCACUCGACACGAGACAUCUGAGUGGGUGGUACCAUCCUGCGAUGAGACUACAGGCACAGUUACAUUCUGUGGAGGGGAGCAAUGCUGUGCUGCGCGAACAGCUGCGGUCUACGCGACUGGAGGAAGGCAAGAGUUCGGAGCAGCUGCAGAAAGCACAACUGAAAAUAGAACGGCUAGAGCACAGUUUGGCAGCAAUGCAAGAAGGGAGAGUGGGCACGAGAGGCCCGGUUUGUUACGAGAUGGCUCUGCCUCCGGAUUUGCCUCUCUCCAGUGCAGAAAUUAUUUCAAAACUCAACAUGCACCUCCUGCAUGUGUUAGAUGAGUAUCACAAGGAAGAGGACAGGAAUGUAACCUUAGAGGGAAAGCUGGAAGAAUUUAACAAGAAGUUUAAUAUAUUACGCCACCAGGUGGGUCUGCUAUACAAACAACAUAAUUCGGAGAAAAGCGAGUGGAAGAAGUCUCAAUCAGAUUUUGAUGCAGAAAGAGAGAAGUUGAAGGAUCAAGUUGAGAGCCUGGAGGCAAAAGUGAAGGAAUAUGACGAGCACUGGGAUAUUCUGAAUAAGGGAGAGAACGAACAGAAACAGCUCAUAGCUGAGAAAGCAAAACAGAUGGCUCUCACCAUGGCUGAUGCGACACUACUGGGAAGAAAAUGCAAGGCGUUGCAGAACUUGGAGAGCUACUCGCGUAAAGAAAACGCAAAGAUGAAAGAUGAGAUGGCUUCCAUGGAGUGUGUUGUGACGCAGAGAAUUGGGGAGCUGCAGAGGCACAAGGAAAUGUUAACAUUUAAAAUCUCAGCGCUGCAGAGCAUGCUAGAAGACUCUGUUCCGCUCACAACGCUGGACGCCGCGAACAAACAGUUCAGUGAGCUUACAUCCAAGUACAGGGACCUGCUUCAGAAGGAGCAAAGUCUGGUGUGUGAGAGCCAGCUGGCAGCCCGUCUGGAGGGAGAGGUGGAGGUUCUGCAGAGGGACAAGGAAGAACUGCAGAGUGCACUACAGGUUGCCAGAGAGAAAGUCCACUCCUUGGAAGUUUUCAUGACGUCUCUUAACCAAGAUACAGUCACGCAGGACACGCACGACAACCAGAUCUCAUUGCUGUCGAAGAAGUUGGCAACCUCGGAGCUCAAAGAACUGCACGAGAGACAGAAGGCAGAUCAUGCUGACAAGAUGUACAGCAUUUUGAAAGGUCAGCUGGCACAGCUGGAGGAACGCAAUGCAGAGUUAGAAUUGCAGUACAGCACUGUGGUCAAGCAGAAUCUGGAGUUGCAACAAGCGGAACGAGAACUCAGAGACAAUCUGCUUACAUUCGUGAGCCGCAAGGAAUUGCAGGAUGUGCAGGAAAAGCUGCGGAAGUCUGAGCAGGACAGGAUUGAACUGAAAUUGGAAAAAGACCGGCUGCAAGAGGUGAGCGACAUAGCCCAGGAGCAGGUGCGGAACUUGGAACUGUGGAAAUUGUCACAGGAGUACCAGCUGGACUACAUGAGACGUCAGAUUCUAGAACUUCAGUCUACUAGUGAUGAGAGGUCCAUUAUUGUAAAGCUGAAUCACGAGCUGCUGUCAUCUCGGCUGAGCGAGUCAUCAGCUCACAAGAAAGUUCAGCAGCUGCAGAAUGAGAUCUCCAAGCUGCUCUCUCAAAAUCUGCGUCAAGAAGUGAAGCUGGAUGAGAAGGAUCAAGCCCUCAGUCACGUGCGGGGCCAACUCAUCUCCCGAUGCAGGUCACUCCAUCAAGUGAUCCAGGAUCUCAGACGUCAUUACAGUGGUGCCAUGCCCCUCUCAACCCAAGACCGCAUGUCUAUGUCCUUACGCCGUCUUGGAGAGGAGAGACGUGAAGCUAUAAACAGGCUUCACGGUGCUGAGAAGUUGGCUCAUGAAGCAGUUACUGCGAAGGAAGAGAUGGAAUUGAAAGUGAAGUCUCUUCAGGAACUGAAAACUGCCCUCGAAUCAGAUGACAGCCAGAAGCAGUUGGUCGAGUGGCACAACAACAACACUGAACUCCGGCUUAAAGAGCUAAAAUCCAGGCACCAGGUGCUGCUGCUGGAGUCACGGGUGCGGCAGGCAGAGGAGAGGUUACGUCGACAGGAGGAGCACAUAGCGGUGCUGGAGCAGGAGCAGAUCAGCUCAGAGAGGAGUAGGGAACAGGCGCAGCUCAUGUGGGAACGGACACAGAGUGAACUGUACAAGCAACUGGCGGACUACGAGAACCAGCAGCACAAGUUCGCAGUUGAGACCCAGAAGCAAGCUUUGGUACCAGAACCUGACGAGGCUCAUGCAGAAGCUACCAAUCCUUCAAUGGAGCAACUCAGACAGGCCAUGAGUCUUGUCAGCACCCAGUCGCAGAGCCUGCUCAAAUACGAAGCAGAGCUGGCCCAGAUGAGAGGGAAGGUGGCGUCGCUGACUGCAGAAAUUGAAGAAAAAGACAGGCUUCUUUUCUCUAGAGACACGUUGCUGGCCGAGAUGAAGGUCCAGUUAAAUUCCAACGAGCAGAAGACUGCAGAACAACCGUCUAGCUACGUGAAGCAUGUGGCAGAAGAGAAGAGGGUGGAGGAAGAUUUAACCGAGAAGUUGGCCCUUAAGGCAACCAUUGACAGUCUCCAAAAUAUCGUGAAACAGAAGGAAGAUACUAUUGGCCGUUUCCAACAGCUGCUAAAAGAAGGUCGUGAUGAACACAGUCAGGCUGCAGCCAGACUCCAGGAAGAACUGCGCAGCCUUCAGACUGCUCUCAACAACUCUCAGCAGUCUUACACUAGACUCAAGUCCAAACUUUGCCAUCCUUCGCCAGACAAGAAACCCAUACAGUCCAUAGUGGAUCAAUAUGUGUGCCAGAUACAGGGCUUAGAGGAUGAAGUGGCAGAACUGCAUACCAGUAUGGGGAACCUAAGCAAUCAGCUGCACUCCUAUCGACAAGAGGCCGAUCGGUGGCGCAACCUGGCCGAGGACCGGCUUAAGAACGUGGCGGAACUUCAUAAGAGGUUAACUUUUUUGGAGAGCUCUUUGUUUAAUUUCAGUUUAGCAUACCGGGAGGAGUCGCAGCGUUAUCGUCUCGAAUCAGAAACUGUGAAGCAUGAUUUGGCUAUGGUGCAGGAAGAGCUCAGACAGCAAAUGGAAGCGGCCCAGCGCGGACCGUCGGAGGUCACGCAGAACUUUGUCGCCAUGCUGAGGGCCCAGUUACGAGACAAGGAGGCCAAGGAACGGCAGCUGCUGCAAACCGUAGCUGAUCUGCAGAAAGAGAUACAGCAGUUGGUAAGUACUCCAUCCAGGGAUACAACAGGCCAAUUGCAUUUUUUGACUGACAGCAAAGCAUUGCAAACUGAGAUCAAUAAUCUCCGGAUACAGUUGAAGAUGUCCAGAGAUGAAGCCAGCAAGUUACGAGAUCAGUUAAACAACAGGCUGAGGAUGUCCUCAAAGAGGGAGGCAGCAGUUGAGAGGAGAUCUGUAGCUACGGAGGAGAUGCUGCAGAAGAAAGUGAAGCAGCUAGAGGACCAGUUGCAGGAGACCAAACAGAAGCAGGACAAGGACAGAUCUGACAACGAAGCACGUAAAGUUAAAUCUGCGGAGGAAGUUGCUAGGUGGGACGAACGGAAGCGAUGGCAGCAGACAGUAGACAAACAGAAGCAGAAGCUGAAGGAAAAGACCACAGAAAUUGAGAGGCUGCAGUCGACCGUCGUCAGCCUUAAAGACACGGCCACCAGACUGGAGCGGGAGAAAAUUGUUCUAGACAGUCGUCUGAGAGCCAGAAGAAAUUCUCCUGCCUCAGGGACACGAAUUGAGGCUUUGGAGUUGGAGAAGAAUAAGCUACAAGUGGAGGUGGCAACACUGCAGAGCAAGUUGGAGAUGCAGCAGCAUCACUCUGGGGGACUCGGAGCCGCCAUGCUGCAGGAGAGGCUGGAGGCGCAACAGAGACGCAUCGCGGCGCUUGAACUGGCCAAGAAAGGAAGCGGCACUGUGUCCGAAGAACUGGAGAAACUGCAGGAAACAAACGCCACCCUGCAGAAAGCCAACCUUCUACUUGAGAGUGAGAACCUGGAACUGCGCUUGGACCUGGAGAAGCAUCGAACUGACACACCACGCCUCAAGGAACAAAUUCAGCACUUGGAAACAUAUGUUUCCCUCCUCAAAACAGAAAAUGCAGAACACGGCGGAGGCGCUGGUGACAAGGACGCUGAACACAAAUCUCUGAAGUCAGUAGCCGAGAUGGAGAGGACAGUCAUAGCGAUGAAGAGAGUUGUAGAAAAAUUGCAACGAGAGAACCGGCGCCUGAUGUCCGGCAAAAGAUACCAAAAUCUGAAUAUAUGCAGUCUGCCAAACAUACCCCAGUACCGCUUGCCAGCACACGGUCUAAGUUCUGCAGACAAACUGAGAACGAAAGUGACGACGGUAGAAGCUGAAAAGAAGGAGCUACAAGAAAACUACACAGAAGUGAUGCAGAAAGCGUCUCGGCUCGAGACGGAACUUGACGAGGCAAAUAAUCAGCUGAGGCUGCUGGAGGGCAGGCUGCGGACAGAACGAGACAACGCACAUACACACACAAAUGAGUUGCAGCUAGUGAAAUCUCAGCUGGAACACAAGUCCCAGCUGCUCGAUAAGGUGAAGGUGUUGCUACGUCGAGCUGCUGCUAAGGAGAAGAUGCUUCAUAACAAGGUGACGGCCCUGCAGCGACUGGUCCCUGAAACGCUCGGUCAGGACAGGGACACGUGAACUCUGGAUCUCUGUGCGAAUACACAGGAAUCUCAGUAUUUAUUUUUAUUGCUUUAAAGCACGGCUUUAUUUGCAGUUCUGUGAAGGGGUGCAGAAUGGUGUAUCAACGAGCUUAAUUAUUUUUGAUCUCAUGUUAUUUAUAUACACAAAAUAAAUUAUAUUCUGAGUUUUAACUCUCA
Molecule: messenger RNA, 7131 nt
Organism: Zootermopsis nevadensis
Lineage: Eukaryota; Metazoa; Arthropoda; Insecta; Blattodea; Termopsidae
Source: RefSeq, a predicted model, not a curated record